AUGAAGGUCCGGCGUAGGAGCUUGCUGCAGCUGAGGAAGGUCGCUGUUAUAUUCUUUGCAAUGAACGCCUUUGCCUCAGCUAAUACUGCUCCCUCGCUUUACGAUUACAAGUAUGAUGGUACCACAACAUACUGCUAUUGGAUGGAUCAAGGCAUGCAGGUGACCAACCUAGACUUUGCCUAUGUUCUCCAGCAAGGAACGGGUUCUGAAUGCCCGCUUACCGUCUCCUUGGAGCAGACUACGACCGGCACCAUUGUCGAAGGCAGUGAGGUUGAGUACGCUUUCACGGCGACACUAAAUCUGAACGAUAACGCUUUUGAUAUUACCGAGCUACAAAUGGCGGUUGCUGACCCGACCACGGGCGUUCCCAUGCAGGUCGGUCACGCUAACAUCCACACGUGCGCACGCUCUACCGUGUGCGAUGUUUUCCGAGCAGGAGGGAACCGCAAAAUUGCUGAUCAGGAAACCGCCAACUUUACUAGCGAAGGCACCGCCAGCUUUCGUCAGAAAAUCACGUAUAACAGCGCCGGUGAGCGAAAUGUAUUUGCGCACAUUAUUCUGCCGCCGAAGGACUAUCUGAAGAAGAGUUAUCACUUUGUAUCGUUCAUAACGACAAAUGUGGAGGCAAGCACGUCGAGUGCGGAAGAUGAUUCAGGGUUGCCGACGAGUGUAACGGUGGGCAUGAUCAUUGGUGGAGUAGCUCUUGUCAUUGUCGUCAUUCUGUCGGUCGUGUUUUGGCGUGGUAAGCGCCGACCUGGACCGGAAACCGACCAUUUCCGCAACAGUGGCUUUGGACUACCAGCUUCCUACGCCGCUAACAAAUCCAAGUCCCAUUUGGACUGGAACGCUGAGCCUGAGGUACGAUUGACUUCACACGGCUCUGGCUUCAAGGACAACUAUUCGGCAGGAAAUCGGUCCAACGGCUGCCGUGGCCCAGGCCUGAAUGCGAGUGCCCUCGCGUUUAAUGACCGAAAUAGCCGCCAGAAUAAGACGGUGUCGUCAUCAGGUUCUCUUUACUCAAGUCGUGGUCCUGGUGACUCUGGGCUCAUUUACAACAAUUACGACACGCCGAUGCAGCGGUCUGGCAAUAAAUUUGGCGCUUCCGGAUGCUCUGCGAGAGACCCAUUUGGCAACUCACAGUCGAUGUAUCCCGAGGACUCGAUGUACGAAGGUGAGUCUCGUAUUGUCGAAGAAGACCCGAACCUUGAAUAUGGGCGUACACCUGACCUCGAGACUUUCGGCAUCGGGCCUGAUGGGAGAGGGCCAUCGAUGGAUAGCGAAACCUCGAUGGGCUCUUCCUUCGAAUACAAAACGGACGGCUCGCAUUUCUCACAGCCUGCAAUCAAUCCGCUUCUUAGUGGCUAUGGGCGCGAAUCAGACCUGUCGAGCAUGGGUGAAACUGAGGAAUACGACAUGUAUGAGCAGCGACCUCCUCGCAUGCGUGGUGACACGAUGGAUGCCUUGCUCAUAUCUGGGCCCGACGAUAACGGCAGAGAUGUUGGCGAAAAUCGUAGCAGCUCGGUGUCCUCGAUUGGAACUGUGGACUUUACGCAAGAUGAACCUUCUGUUCGUAACCAAAAGCCAAUUAUAUUUGAGCCCCUGGAUGAGACGCUAACAAUGUCUGCCAUUGCAAAGGCAAAGGUGGCAAAACCUGAUCAUGCCAACUCCAAUGGGCUUGCUAACACCAAUGCUAGCGACAACAUCGAGUUUGUUGUUCAUGAUAACAGUAUAGCUAAUUUUGCGAAUUCGAACGUCAGCUCCGAUUUUGCCAGCACUAUUAGCUCGGUCGACAUUGAUGCCAAGAUGAAGUUUGACGAUACCAUGAACAGUGCGAGCGAAUACGCAGGCGACAUAGUCAGUGCCGCGGACCUUGUAGGUCCUGCUGAUUUUGAGUCUAGCACUGUGACUGAUAUCGUUGCUAGUUCUGAAUUCAGCGCUAGCAAAACUGGCGAUUUUACGAAGCCAAGCAGCCAGAGUGACUACGAUGAAAAAAGUAGCUUUUGCAGUGACUUGGAGGGAUCUAGCUAUAGCUCUGGUCUCAGCGGCUCAAGCUAUGGUACCGAUGGGACGGGGAGUAGCUAUGGCACGAACGUUGCUGACUCGGCAAUUAAUGCGACCAAGACGGAAAACGACUUCAACAACACACAGUCUACGUACGAUUUUCAUGACCAAUCGUUCUGUGCAUCUGACUCUUAUGUCUCGAUAGCAUCAGAUGACGACCCACCACCUAGCGAGGGCAUCCGGCCGAGACGUGUAUCUUCAGCUGACGGGGAAAGCUACGAAUUCUAG
This is a messenger RNA of Peronospora belbahrii, 2289 nucleotides long. The record is from the annotation of a GenBank genome assembly. NCBI's taxonomy places the organism in Eukaryota, Oomycota, Peronosporomycetes, Peronosporales, Peronosporaceae.